AUGGUCUCUGGCACAACCCAUGCCUUGCUCUCCUUCGCUGGAUGGUCGGUCAUCCCAGACAUGGCCACUUCCCGCCUCCUCCAGUUCGUUGUAAACCCCAUUCUUUUCACCUACUUCAAAAUACCGCCUCCAUCACCCCAAAUAUUGCGGUCUACCCUCCGCUACCGGCUUACCUUUGCGUUUGUUGUCCUUUCAUACCUGGCGUACUCGUUGGUGCAGGGGGCGAACAGCAUCGAACGGAGCUUCUACGAAAUGAUGCAAGUGAGCGUAGAUGUUGACGAAGCAGGCCUGAAGGCUGCUUUUAAGGGCUUCGCGAAGAGGUAUCACCCCGAUAGGCCAGGUGUGGGACGAGACGGGGAGGAGUUGUUCAUGCGUGUGCGAACAAUGUUUGAGGCGCUUAAAGAUCCCGUCGUGAGGUUCGCGUACGAUAGAUUCGGCCCAGACGUGCUGAAGUGGGAGAAUCUUUCGACGGAGAGGGAAUACCUCAGACACGGCCUGAUCUACAAUUCCGGAUACCAUAUAGUUACCUUCCUGGGGCUGCAGUUCUGGUCUGCAAUCGGCGACCCGAGCCCCGUCGCUUUCUGGCGCUACAUGCUCUACCUAUCCAUCCUCGUCUCGGAAGUCAGCCUCAUCCUUAGCCCCUCACCCAUGGUCUCUUCCUCUUUCACGUCAGCGUUCCCCGACCCAGCAAUUUCGCCGGCACCACAGACCCUGCUCCACAUCAUCUUCCCGCAGCGCGUGGCGUACCAGCACAUCCUCUUCCUGCACCACCUCUUCGUCUUCCUCACAAUCGCCCUCUCGCGCGUCGCGCCGAUGCUCUUCCCAUCGACCGACAUCACAAGCUUCCUUCGUGGCAAAGGCGGCAAGAUGUUCAUGGACAAGCUGAACGCUAUCGCAAGCGUCACGGACAAGGAAACAUCUAUCAUGCUACACACUGAACUGCACUCCGCUCACCCGUUGAAGGAGGCCGACCUCGAUGCGGAUCGGCCGACGCUCAGCAAGAUGCGACCGAUGAUUGAGUUGGACGACGAUGUGAUGGAGGCGCUGACGAGGGAGAUGCGGGACAUGAUCAUUGAGGCGAAUGUCAGAAAGGAGACGGGGCCUAUACAUCGCGCAUGGAAGGAUGCUAUUGCGAGGGGGAGAUCAGCGGCGCGGUCGGCUAUGAGUAUGAUAACGAAAGACAGGCCUCUCGGUUCAGAAGAAGGGAAGAAAGACAGCGGUGACGCGGAUGGCUGGGAAGGCUUGAAAGGUGAAAACAAACUCCCGUCACCUAGACCGUCACCACCGCCCCUGGUUUCCCUUGCCCCCCGCCCAACCGUCAAUCGCAGAGCAUCCGGUUACGUGAGAGCCAGGAGCGUCAGCUAUUGA
This is a messenger RNA of Pleurotus ostreatus (oyster mushroom), 1368 nucleotides long. RefSeq lists its product as uncharacterized. Bases 1 to 1368 code for a protein of 455 amino acids. NCBI's taxonomy places the organism in Eukaryota, Fungi, Basidiomycota, Agaricomycetes, Agaricales, Pleurotaceae. The record is from RefSeq and is a predicted model, not a curated record. The transcript is spliced from 3 exons. Gene Ontology annotation, cellular component: endoplasmic reticulum. Gene Ontology annotation, molecular function: misfolded protein binding; protein-folding chaperone binding.